Messenger RNA from Colletotrichum aenigma, 378 nucleotides. RefSeq lists its product as uncharacterized. The record is from RefSeq and is a predicted model, not a curated record. The coding region runs from base 1 to 378 and encodes 125 amino acids. NCBI's taxonomy places the organism in Eukaryota, Fungi, Ascomycota, Sordariomycetes, Glomerellales, Glomerellaceae. The transcript has a single exon.
AUGCUUAUCAGCAUGCUGGACCACCAGCUGAAGGGUGGAGACUACAGCAGUGCUCUUCUCAGCGCACUCGCAGUGAUAGGCAUUGCUGAGGAUAGCGGCUGGGUUCAGAUCACAGACUACACGACGAAGUACUCAGCUGUAGUUAAGGUGGCGCGCAUGCUGGUGAUCCAUCAGGCAUACACCAAACGUCGUGAUGAGGUUGCUAAGCUGGAAAUAUCUCUAGGGAAGGAUGAAGCAGAGGACGUAGCGCAGAGUUUGUUCCAGCACACGCAGGCGAAGGUACAGCAGUUUAUAACGCAGACGACAGGCGAUAAGGAUGCAGAGCUGACACUGAUAGACUGGAUUCUCAAGACGCAGACGUAUAGAAUGCAUAUCUAA